AUGUCAACAAAGCUAUUCUUCUGCCUUUUAUUCGGGAAUUACUUGAAUUUCGUUACCGAAGAGCUUAAGGAUCCGUAUAAAAAUCUGCCCAAAGCAGCACUCAUUGGAAUUUUAAUCUCCACUCUGGUCUAUGUGUUGACAAAUAUCUCCUAUUUUGUGAUUCUCACACCCGUUGAAGUUCUGUACUCUCCAGCUAUUGCUAUGGUAUUCGCUAAUAAAGUUCUCGGUAUAGUCGCACCUUUAAUGCCUAUAGCUGUAGGUCUAUCCACUUUCGGCAGUGUCAACGGCAUUAUUUUCACAUCAGCCAGUAUUCAAUAUUCAUGUAUACAUAUGGCCACACAUUCGGGCCGUUGUUUCUUCUUGACGUACAUCGAAGGCAAUGGCGAGAGUCAGGCCCUCGGCUUCCGACUGGAGAGCGCUCUCACGGCUAAUGCUAUUUAUAGAGCGGUCACCGAAAAGCAUGCAUUUUAUAGCUGCGAAACUGUGAGGAAUACUGUGGCCACACAAUUCAUUAGAGACCUCAAGGGCACUAUCAUCUCAUUAUUCAACGAAAACACCACUUUAGGCAAGAAUUAUGUGUUCGAUAUCAGGAGGACGUGUCGGGAAGUCUAUGAUCACACCCGACGAGAGCUCUACCAAUUGGAAGCCAUCGCCAAAUCUGAAGACUCCUCUCAGACGGAAAGUCUUAAAUCUUUAGGUGAUCUCUGCCUUGAAUUUGAAUCCAUUGCCAGUCAUCCGCAUUUGUGUAGGAAAUCUGAAUGCAAAGAUAUGAAGGAUCGUUUGGAUGCCUUACAGGACUCGAUGUUAUGUCGGAUCUGUUUUGACAGCGAAGUGUGCACUGCGUUCAACUGCGGACAUGUCGUGUGCUGUGACUCCUGUGCCCCUCUCUGUGAUCGCUGUCCUCUUUGUCGCAGACCUGUUAGUAGUGUUCAGAAAAUCUAUUUACCUCUCAGUAGAACUGGUUUACAACAAACAGCUAAUUGUGACACAAAGUGUUGACUUUAGAUAAGAGUCGACAAUAUUUUUAU
Molecule: messenger RNA, 1028 nt
Organism: Oppiella nova
Lineage: Eukaryota; Metazoa; Arthropoda; Arachnida; Sarcoptiformes; Oppiidae
Source: the annotation of a GenBank genome assembly